AUGUUACCUCCGCCUCUCAUUCUCUUCUUAGUAACCUUUUCAAUUCAAAUUUCCUCUUCCUCCGCCGCAGCUGCACCACCAAUUGGACACCAAUCCCACUUCACCAAACACAAUUAUCAUCUCAAAAAUGACAAAAAAUCAGAUUCAUACCCACAGUACUUUGAAAUAACACGCCCUCUGCCACUUGAUACUCUGAUACCGUCAUGCACACUCCCAGUCUUCUCCCACGUCUUCAACAACACCAUCGGCCUGCCGCCGGCCACAGCUUAUUAUUUCCCUCCGGCGAACUGCACUUGGUCCAACGUGACGCUCCACCUCAGCGUCGCCUCUAAUGUUUCCCGGUAUGAUCCAAUUGCCGGCGUGUGGCUUGACGGCGCUGAGAUCCUCCGCACUAGCACCGCCGAGUCCUCUGCGGAUGGCGUCUUCUGGAACGUUCGCAAGGACAUUACCAGGUAUUCCUCGCUCCUCCGUCGAGAAAACCUCACCCUGUCCAUCAUGCUCAAUAACGUCGUUAAUGAUAUCACUUCCGGCGUAUACCGGCUGAAACUUACCUUCUUGUACUAUGACACUCAUAGUAACGAAACCAACACCGACGACGUUAAUAUCCUCUCGUCUUCAUUUCCACUUUACCAAAAAUCAACUGUCAUGAAACGGGGAGAAAACCCAUUAAUAUCUUCGUCUAAUCGGGAGGAAAAAUCAUUGGAUUUAUAUGAAAAGCCUGCGGAUUUGAUAAUUCCAGUAUCUGGAAUUGGAGAUGAAGGGUUUUGGUUCAAAAUCGAGAAUGAUAACGACGUGAAGUCUGUGGGAAUUCAAAUUCCAUCAAAUACAUACAAGGCUGUGAUUGAGGUUUAUGUUUCAUUUCAUGGGAAUGACGAGUUUUGGUACUCCAAUCCCCCGGAUUCUUAUAUAGAACAGAACAAUUUGAAUACAAAGCAAGGCCAUGGCGCUUACAGGGAAGUUUUGGUGACCCUUGAUGAUAAUGUUGUUGGAUCAGUGAUCCCAUUCCCAGUGAUUUUCACAAGCGGGAUUAAUCCUCUGUUUUGGGAGCCAAUUGUUGCAAUUGGGGCGUUUGAUUUGCCUUCCUACGAUUUUGAGUUGACCCCAUUUUUGGGGAUGUUACUUGAUGGGAAGGUGCAUAGUUUCGGGCUUAAAGUGGCUGACGCUAUCUCGUUCUGGCUUGUGGAUGCGAAUCUGCAUUUAUGGUUGGAUGAUAAUUUGAAAGAAGUUCAGGCUAUGCCCAUUGAAUACAGUGUUCCAAGUAUUAAAUUAGAGCGAGAAUCGAAGUUCAACCAGCUUGAUGGAUCCUUCAAGGUUGAAGUGGAGAGUAAGAGUGAGUAUUCCGGGUGGGUGAAUUCGAGUAUGGGAAAUUUGACUACCUAUGUUAAUCAAGAGUUGAAUUUUGAGAACACAAUAAAGUUUGACAACAGUGGAACUGAGAAGGUUGUGAAGCAGGAAGUGAAGGUUAAAAUAGAAAUAAAAGUCAAGUCCAGUACAGGUAACUCAAUUUCAAGCACCACUGUGGAGAGGAAGUAUCCCCUGGAAAUCACUACUACAACUGUGGUUGGAUCAGCGAAGAAUACUUAUUUGAUGACCACAAAGCUUGAGCAUUCCUUGAAAGAGGAGAAGUCGGAUGACAAUUUUUCGAGCACUUUGUCUAACCGUCAAGAAUGCAGGGGGUGGGUGUUUGUCCGGGAUCAUGAUGUCCUCUCUGGUGCAGCAACUACUGAACAGAGCUACACUUACAAGGAUGAUAACAGUUGCUACUCUCAGAAACUUACAGCUGCCAAUGGCGUGCUUGGGAACAACACAUCAAGCCUCCUCUGUUCUUCGUCCUUGUGA
Molecule: messenger RNA, 1839 nt
Organism: Fraxinus pennsylvanica
Lineage: Eukaryota; Viridiplantae; Streptophyta; Magnoliopsida; Lamiales; Oleaceae
Source: the annotation of a GenBank genome assembly